Molecule: messenger RNA, 2619 nt
Organism: Solea solea (common sole)
Lineage: Eukaryota; Metazoa; Chordata; Actinopteri; Pleuronectiformes; Soleidae
Gene: yars1
Product: tyrosyl-tRNA synthetase 1
Exons: 14
Coding region: 139-1734 (531 amino acids)
Biological process (GO): tyrosyl-tRNA aminoacylation
Molecular function (GO): ATP binding; tyrosine-tRNA ligase activity; tRNA binding
Source: RefSeq, a predicted model, not a curated record
UACUUUCCCCUGGAGUGGAGUCUGUACUGAAUCGAUAGCAGAACUGAAGAUUUCACUGACGCAAGACUAGUCCACCCGGCUUCUGUCUCCCACGUCUCGCUGUCAAGAAGUCGCGCUUUGAGUAAGAAGGCCCUGGCCAUGGCAGAUCAGCUGAGUCCAGAUGAGAAGUUAACUCUCAUCAGUAGAAACCUCCAGGAGGUCCUUGGGGAGGAUAAGUUGAAGCAGGUUCUUCAGGAGAGAGAGCUGAGAGUUUACUGGGGCACAGCAACCACUGGCAAACCCCAUGUUGCUUACUUUGUCCCCAUGUCCAAGAUUGCGGACUUCCUCAAGGCUGGAUGUGAGGUCACUAUUCUGUUUGCAGACUUGCAUGCCUACCUUGACAACAUGAAAGCCCCGUGGGAGCUGCUGGAGCUCAGGGUGAAAUACUAUGAACAGGUCAUCAAGGCCAUGUUGGAGAGCAUUGGUGUCCCUCUGGACAACCUCAAGUUCGUCAAAGGAACGGACUACCAGCUCAGCAGAGAGUACACACUGGAUGUGUACCGCUUAUCCUCCAUGGUGACAGUUCAUGAUGCUAAGAAGGCUGGAGCUGAGGUCGUCAAACAGGUGGAGCACCCUCUGAUGAGCGGUUUGCUCUACCCUGGACUGCAGGCUCUGGAUGAGGAGUACCUAAAGGUGGAUGCCCAGUUUGGAGGAGUUGACCAGAGGAAAAUUUUCACUCUUGCUGAGAAGUACUUACCUUCUCUUGGUUAUGCUAAACGUGCCCAUCUGAUGAAUCCAAUGGUACCGGGACUGACAGGAGCCAAAAUGAGCUCUUCAGAGGAAGAGUCAAAGAUUGACAUAUUAGACUCCAAAGAAGAUGUGAAGAAGAAGCUAAAGAGGGCGUUCUGUGAGCCAGGCAACAUCCAGAACAAUGGAGUCUUGUCCUUUGUCAAAUAUGUCCUCUUCCCUCUCCGUGGAGAGUUCUGCGUCAAAAGAGACGCCAAGUGGGGUGGAGACAAAAUCUACACUGUGUUUGAGGAGGUGGAGAAGGAUUUUUCUGAGGAGGUCAUCCAUCCAGGAGACCUGAAGGCCUCAGUGGAAGUCGUACUAAACCAACUGCUGGAGCCAAUCAGAAAAAAGUUUGCGUCGCCUGAGCUCCGCAAGCUUACCAACUCUGCAUAUCCUGACCCAUCAAAAACAAAAGGAGGGAAGGGUGCCAAAGCAACAGCAGCAGGAGGAGGAGGAGAUGAUGAGUUGGCCCCCUCCAGGCUGGACAUCAGAGUGGGCAAGGUCAUCAGUGUGGAGAAGCAUCCAGACGCUGAUUCUCUGUACCUGGAGAAGAUUGACAUCGGUGAGGCAGAACCAAGGACGGUAGUCAGUGGGCUGGUGGCCUAUAUAUCACAGGAGGACCUGCAGGACAGACUGGUGCUGCUGCUGUGCAAUCUGAAACCCCAGAAGAUGCGAGGAAUUGAGUCUCAGGCUAUGCUGCUAUGUGCCGCUAUUGAAGGGGAGCCCAGGAGGGUGGAGCCUCUCGACCCACCAGAGGGUUCAUCACCUGGGGAACGAGUCUUUGUGGAGGGAUAUGAGACCGGGAAAGCCGACGAAAGACUCAACCCAAAGAAGAAAGUGUGGGAGAAACUACAGGUUGACCUGAAGGUGUCGGACGAAUGUGUCGCUCAGUGGAAAGACAAGCAGCUCAUGACUAAACUCGGACAGAUCACGUGUAAAACACUGAAAGGAGGCAACAUCAGUUAAAGUCGCCCCCUAAGCUGCUCCUGCCGACCACCUUACAACAACGAAAAUGCUCAUCGACAAAUUUCCAAUGGCGAUAACAGUCUUACUUCAUCUGGAUGUUUUCUUGGAGAACAACGAGAUGUAGAUGCCAAAUAUGCUUCGGAGCGGCUCACACAAAGUACCCUGCUUUGACUUUAUAAGAACAAUAUUUACAUUCUUAAAGCAUGAGCCGCUUACUUGUCACUCAUAAACCUCUGACUCAUUCAUUUCUUGUUGUUUAUUUAGUAGGGUUGUCACGAUCUCGAUUGCAAAUUGAAUAUCGAUCAGAACGACGUCACAAUCUCGACCUCCGAAAGCAAAGGUAGAAUGCAGGAUUUAACCCCGCCCCCAGUGUGGCGUCCUGCAUUUACAGUUAGUUUCCAAUUGAAACUAACUCUAAAAGUUAUUGUUACGUUUAUAUUGUUAAUACUAAUUUGAAAUUUGACAUUAGGGCCUUACAAUGCAAAUAAAUGAUGGACAUUAUAUCAAUCAUGACACAUGUAGAUUAAAGAAUGAAAUGAGUUAUCAUGACAUAAAACCAAUUAUCCUAGACUAAAGAAAAAGUCUAAUCAUGGCAGACCUUGAAAUUGAAAAUCAAGUCAAGGAUUUGGAGAAUCGUGACACCCCUGUUAUUUAGUGUUGCAGAUGUAACUGGGUCUCUUCACAUAAAAGGGAAUUAAAGCAUCAAAAUCUUUUCCUGUGUUCAAAUUUGAACUUCUUGUUUUUUUUUGCAUUCAUGGUAAAUGUCAGUGCAGUGGAAAACAAUCUGUCAAACCCAUAAAUAUGGUGUUAUGGGUUUCAGGUAAAUACAGAUAUGUCAAAAUCAAAUACAUCUUAAAUAUGAAAUAAAUACUGAAUUCAUUGGUU